Molecule: messenger RNA, 1597 nt
Organism: Orbicella faveolata
Lineage: Eukaryota; Metazoa; Cnidaria; Anthozoa; Scleractinia; Merulinidae
Source: RefSeq, a predicted model, not a curated record
UAGCUGGAGGUUUUGCACCCAGGCGAGCUCGGACUCAUUGAAGGUGAAGGCGAACUUGAAAUAGAAAGUAUAUUAUGAGAUCAGGGGAGCGAACUCGACUGGAGGCGAAACAGGUACCGGUAACAUUCAGGGGAGGAAAAGAGGCACUGGGAGCGUAAAAUGUCUUGCCCGCGAACACAACUACAGGUUAGAGCCCGGAUCACUCAAUCCGGAUACCAUGGAUACCAUAUCGCAGCGCAGCAGGCAGGCUAACGGCGAAAAAAAUUCCGAAAAAAACUGGUAAUGAGUAUUUUCGUUACCUGCUGCCCACAUAAAUCGCGGUCUCAGGAUCCGUUUCAACUUGACAAAGUGGCGGGUAUGGCGGGCGAGUUACCUGCAAAUACACCGUUGUCGUUUGAUUUUCCCGACGCCAGGGUCGAUGAUGAUCUCUCUCUAAGAAUGAGAAUCCCACAGAAGAUCACCAUACCGGGAGAUGACGAAGAAUCUCACUCUAAUGUCAAGACAAACCCGGGCGAUAUGGCCAUUCCUGACAGAAUCGAAAUUGGCACAUCUUCGCCAAAAAACAGCAACAUUCCAAGAGACUUACGGGAUGAAGUGGUGGCUGUGAAUUCCUUGAGUAGCAUGAUAACUCCACCUCGAACUUUGACUGUCGAUGACACCAAGUCGGCUUAUUAUCCUCAAACGAGAGCAAGUCCGAGUUCGCCCUCUGCAGCUGCUGGUCGUGGCAAUCAUGAUCGGAGGGCCAACAUUGCUAGAGACAUCGCCGAUGAAAGCAUUGCUGUUGGUCUUGAAGUCAUAGAAGAAGGUGCACCCUUAGAUAGUGACAAUGAUGUUGGACAUUACAUGGGAAAUGAUGUGUCUGACAUACGGAAGUUCAUCCUUCAGAUACAGCAACUGAAUCGCCGUGUUAGGGACCUUGAGAGGAAUGUGGACACGAAUACAGUUGGAUUUUGGUCUAAAGUAGCUUUCUUUGCUUUUACAAUCAUCAAUCCUAUACUACUCCACUGGCUGUUCUGGAAAAGAAGAUGAAAAAGAUCAAGUGUGCUGUUGUUUAAGUGAAAGAAGAACUCGUUAAAAGGAAAAGCUAUGAUAUGGCAUUGUUUGUUCCUAUGAGGUUAUGAAAGCGAACUGUUCUUGAUAGUGAAGUUUUAGUAGUUAAAUUUGUAUAGAACUGUAUGUUUUGCACUACACAUACAUGUAUACAAAAAUGUAAACAAAUAACCCAGCAGGGCAUCAAAUAUUAUUUCUUUUUCUUUUGAAAAAAAAACUAAGGAAACUUAGUUCUGUUGCUCCAUUCAGAGAUGACAGAAAUUUGUGUUCUUGAUUGGUGAAACUUUAGUGACUUGUAUAUAAAGUUGGGAUGGUAAAAUAAUAAGUAAAAGGCAGAACACUGUAAAUGCAUUUCUCUCAAGAUGUAGUGAGUACUGAAAAUGCAAAUUGACUCCAGUUUUUUGAGAUCCUUGUCUUCAUCAUGCAAUCAAAGAUGAUUACUAAUAGUUACAAUAACAAAUCAGUCUGAGAUUUCUCAAAAGUAUUUGUAUAAAGCAGUAAAGUUGUGGACUGUAGCAUGGGGUAAUGAAAUGAAAUAAUUGCUUGA